UCCAGCGCAAGCUUCCUCAAGUCUCCUGUGCAGGAAUCGCGUCGCCAUGGCCCAUUCAAGGUCCCGUCCCCGUCUGCCUCUGUCCUCUGCCCUCUCUGGCUUGCAGGCAGGUCCUCCUGCCGUGGAGCUGGAGCCAGGCUCGACAUCGGAUGUAUGCACCAUCUCCGAAGCGAGGGAGCUCGAGGGACUGUUGCGACAAGGUUCGGGCCUUGUCAUGCAAGCUCUGAGUUUUUGUGCAGGGCUCUUUAUAGUGGGCUGUCGACCAGACCUGCGCGGCUGGUCAUUAAAUGACAAGUAUUAUUUCGAUUGGCUUCCUCGGCUCGGUCCUUCAUACAUAAGCAACAUGCUCGAAUCGUAUUUCCUAACAUCCGAGGUACCUUCAAUCAUAUUUACAGCCCCUCUCUCAAUCUUUUUUUGGAAUUUUGUCAUCCGACUUACCCCACCACCCCCUUACCUUUAUACCUUCGUUACCCUUCAGUCUUUUGCUUUUUUUUUUUUAAAAAAAAUACCUCCACUCGGCCUCUGCUCAAUCGCGUCGCCGUGUCUAUCAUACCCUUCACCAGGAUUUCACUCAAGUUCACACCAACCUAAACAAACAAACAAAUAAACAACUCAAUCAGCAUGAACCCGUAUCAGGUCUAUCUGUUCCUAUCGCUGGCCCUCUAUCCAGGCGCCUUCUCCCUCCUAACUGGAUUUGAUCCCAAGAACUUACCCUACCAGAGUGACGGUGCCGCCGGCCAAACGGGAUACAACCAAUGCGGAAACAAAGCUGAUAAGAACAGUCAAUGCCAGAACCUAUACAUCAACUCCGCCGAGGAUUUUUGCGUGUUUGCGCCUCCCAGAGUUCUACCCGUCGGUGAGGCAGAGCGGAUUGCUGUUGCCUACUGCUCCAAAUACGGCCAUGGAACUCGUUUGAUCCCACCCGGAACCUUCAAAACUCUGCAUUAUGUUCGCACGCCCCAUUACAUCCAAAUUACCUCCAUUGGUGACUUCACCAAGCUUAACGUCCCAGCAAAUGACGAGGGCGGUGAAUUAGAUCCUUCCGGUCCUGACGGCCAUGGUAACCCGGUCGGUGGAUUGGUCUUUGGCGAACGAGGUCAAUUCAAUCACUGGACGGAGUUCCUUUCCUACAAUGAGCUCUCCAUCCGAGCCUGUUUCAAUACCGACCAAGCUUACAGGUACUGUGAACAUAUCUAUGACUUGGAGGGAAGUCGUUGGAACAUGCCUGGAGAGUACGAUACUCCUGGAUUCGACCAGUGUGAGGGAGAGGAUGUUCCUCUUCCUAUGGGUGAAUACCGCCGACCCGACGGCUCGAUCUACAAAUGGAAGCGAGGCAGCUCCCCCAUGCCGCCACCCGGUGCCCCUGGAAAGAUCAAAACCUGCAAGAAGGUCCGAGCCCCCGGCUUGAACUACCCCCGUUCCACCAGACGUUGAUUUCCUCAGAGAUGGAAUGUCGGUUGAAGCAAGCAAGGAAGAAACUCUUAAUCCGUGGAUCCUCCAACUUUCAGCAUGAGACAUGAAGUUCAUUCACGGUUUUUUUCAUUCAUUCAUGGCUGCUGUUAUUUAUUUAUUUUUUUAGUCAUCUGUUGUGUCGAAGUUAAGCCCUUUUCCCCCUCCCUGGUCCGUAAUCCUUGAUGUCAUAAUUUUUACUGUCAGGUUUUCUUACAAAACCGACAUGAAUAAUAAUGAAUAAUCAAUAUGAGACAUGUGCCACAAGCGUUGAUCAGAG
Puccinia graminis f. sp. tritici CRL 75-36-700-3 is the source of this 1729-nucleotide messenger RNA. RefSeq lists its product as uncharacterized. Bases 622 to 1434 code for a protein of 270 amino acids. The transcript is spliced from 10 exons. The record is from RefSeq and is a predicted model, not a curated record. Lineage: Eukaryota; Fungi; Basidiomycota; Pucciniomycetes; Pucciniales; Pucciniaceae.